UCCCCUUUUUCACAGUCACACACCACAACUUGAUCCUCCUCCUCCACAUCAUCAUCAUUAUUUAUCUUCACUACCCCAUUUCUCUCUUUUGGUUUCCAAUGGCUGCCUUGAUGAAGUUUUCAUGGCUGGUGGUGUCGUUGGUGAUGGUUUUGAUCAUGGAAGUAGGGUUAGGGCAAAAUGUAGAUCCAUUUGGGCCAGUAGGAGGAUUUAGAAGAAGAGAAAUGGUGCCUGCUAUGUUUAUAUUUGGAGAUUCUCUUAUCGAUAAUGGGAAUAAUAACAAUCUUCCUUCUUUUGCUAAGGCUAAUUAUUUUCCUUAUGGUAUUGAUUUCAAUGGUGGCCCUACUGGUCGUUUCUCUAAUGGUUACACCAUGGUUGAUCAAAUAGCUGAAAUGCUAGGACUUCCUCUGAUUCCUGCAUAUUCUGAGGCAUCCGGAGAUGAUGUGCUUCAUGGAGUGAACUAUGCCUCUGCUGCUGCUGGAAUCCUUGAUAUCACUGGCAGAAAUUUUGUGGGUCGCAUACCAUUCAACCAACAGAUACGCAACUUCCAGAACACACUUGAUCAGAUCACAGAUAAUCUUGGGGCAGUUGAUGUAGCUAGGGCUAUUGGAAAGAGCAUGUUCUUUGUGGGUAUGGGUAGCAAUGACUACCUUAAUAACUAUCUCAUGCCCAACUACCCUACCAAGAAUCAAUACAAUGGACCGCAAUAUGCCAAUCUUUUGGUGCAACAAUACACUCAGCAACUCAACACCCUUUACAAUCUUGGAGCAAGGAAAUUCAUACUAGCAGGAUUAGGAGUAAUGGGGUGCAUUCCAAGCAUCCUUGCUCAAAGCCCUGCAGGACUUUGCUCUGAAGAGGUUAAUCAACUAGUCAUGCCUUUCAAUGAAAAUGUUAAGACAAUGAUGAACAACUUCAACAACAAUCUACCAGGUGCAAAAUUCAUCUUCCUUGAUGUUGCUCGAAUGUUUCGAGAUAUCCUCACCAACGCUCCAGCAUAUGGAUUUAGUGUAAUAAAUCGAGGAUGCUGUGGCAUAGGCAGGAAUAGAGGACAGGUAACAUGCCUACCAUUCCAAACACCCUGUCCGAACAGGGAACAAUACAUCUUCUGGGAUGCAUUCCACCCAACUGAAGCUGUUAACAUCCUGAUGGGAAAAAGGGCAUUCAAUGGAGAUACCAGCAUUGUGUAUCCUAUGAACAUAGAGCAGCUUGCCAAUCUUGAUUUAGAGACAAACUAAUAAUGGAAAUUGAAACUUAGCCAAUCAUGCCAAUCUGUACUUUGUUACAGCUGAUCUUCAGCUAACUAGAGGAAAAAGACCAGAGAGUAGUACUAUAUAUAUAUAUAUAUAUGAUUAUAUGGAAAUCAAAGAGCAGUUGUUUUGGUGUAUUGCUACCUUUGCUGCAACUAUACUUUGAUUUAGUUUUGAUGAUUGAGUGAUGAAAGGUAUUGCUAUUUUAAAGCCUGAUUUUAAUCUGUUGUUUGGAUGCUU
This is a messenger RNA of Ricinus communis (castor bean), 1484 nucleotides long. RefSeq names its product GDSL esterase/lipase At1g71691. The record is from RefSeq and is a predicted model, not a curated record. The transcript has 5 exons. Lineage: Eukaryota; Viridiplantae; Streptophyta; Magnoliopsida; Malpighiales; Euphorbiaceae. Gene Ontology annotation, molecular function: hydrolase activity, acting on ester bonds. Bases 99 to 1232 code for a protein of 377 amino acids.